This is a messenger RNA of Aspergillus glaucus CBS 516.65, 681 nucleotides long. RefSeq lists its product as uncharacterized. The coding region runs from base 1 to 516 and encodes 171 amino acids. Gene Ontology annotation, biological process: nucleoside metabolic process. The record is from RefSeq and is a predicted model, not a curated record. Gene Ontology annotation, molecular function: catalytic activity. NCBI's taxonomy places the organism in Eukaryota, Fungi, Ascomycota, Eurotiomycetes, Eurotiales, Aspergillaceae. The transcript has 3 exons.
AUGAUUUUGGACGUCGGUAUCCGGAUCGGCUCGUUAAGCUCUUUAAGAGAAACUCUGCUCUUUGAUGCAUCCUACCGACAUAAACAUCACAACAAACCCGAUUGCGAUGAAUGUUGCCGGUGCCACCAUCAAGAAGACCAUGUUUGCAAAGCCUCAGAGGAACCUUCUUGCGACGAACUCAAGUGCCAGGGCGGUUUGGUAAACCGCAGGCGGCUGUCGACGAAUCUGGGCGUAAAUACAGCGCCUGCUAUCCAUAUCGGGAGAGUUGCUUUGGGCGAUGGCGUAAUGAAAUCCGGCGUCGACCGCGAUGAGAUAGUGGAACAAGAAGGGAUUAUUGCCUUUGAAAUGGAAGGCGCUGGUGUGUGGGAUGUCAUGCCUUGCCUCAUCAUCAAAGCGAUUUGCGACUACUCGGAUAGUCAUAAAAACAAGCGAUUUCAGCCGUAUGCUGCUGCGUCUGCGGCGGCCUGUGCCAAAGCCAUUCUGCAGGAAUGGGGUUCGACGCCCGAGGAGCUUUAAUAUGAUUCUGGUAGUUCAGCGACUUCGUAACUUGCCUUUCCCUCCCUUCCCAGGAUCCCAGAAUUAACCUAAUCAUCGGUCUUAUCUCCGAUCACAUGGCAAGAGCUGCUCAUGACACUCAUCACCUACCAUGCCUUUAAUGGUGCAAGAUAGUACAUCAUAGAG